Messenger RNA from Peniophora sp. CBMAI 1063, 1611 nucleotides. Lineage: Eukaryota; Fungi; Basidiomycota; Agaricomycetes; Russulales; Peniophoraceae. The record is from the annotation of a GenBank genome assembly.
AUGCUUCCACUUCUUCCCCUGCUACCUUUCUUUCUCUCUUGGGUCGCGCAAGCUGAUGCGCAAACGUGUUAUGACGAGUUUGAUUGGACGAGUAUCACUCCUUCCACCCAACUCAACUGGACGUCGUGCUACGCCUCCGUUGCCAGCAUCUACCAGUGUGCACGUUUAGAAGUUCCUCUUGACUGGUACAAUGUAUCGAACACCAAUGCGACGGCAGCCAUCGCAUUAAUCAGGAUACCUUCGCCGUACGGCUUGAAUGGGUCGGAUGCUUACCGUGGGCCCUUGCUCUUCAACCCAGGAGGUCCCGGUCAGAGUGGCGUCGAGACUCUCCUAACAGAGACUGCCCAACAGCUCCUAGAGCGCGUUGGUGACGUCUAUGACCUGGUUAGCUUUGAUCCUCGCGGUGUCGGGCGGUCGACGCCACAAGCCCAGCGCAUACCAUCACAACUACAGGCUGCUAUCUGGGGAGAGGAAACACUCUUCGGCGCUCUGCCCCCGCUCAGCAUUCCUGGCAAUGUCGGCCUGACGCUAGCAAAGGCGGAGGUUAGCAACGCGGUCUACGGCCAGACUGGCGCGAACUACCUGCCCUUCAUCAACACGCCAUAUACAGCGGAGGAUAUGAUGCAGAUCGUCCGGGCUCACGGGCGAGAUAAGCUGAGCUACUACGGUGUCUCCUAUGGGACUGUGCUCGGUGCGACGGUCGCGUCUCUAUAUCCCGACAAGAUUGAGCGUAUGGUUCUGGAUGGUGUUGCUGAUGCACAAGCAUACUACGCAGGCAACGUGACGGUCAACCUUCUCGAUACUGAUAAGGCAGUCGACGUCUUCUUCCAGGCUUGCUACGAGGCGGGACCAGAACUGUGCGCGUUCUACGACUCAUCUGCGGAGCAGAUAUCCGCAAAUCUCGACGCCCUUUAUGAGCAGUUGAAGGUAGCCCCCAUUCCUGCCCUCGUAAACGAAGCAUCCUUCGGCGUCGUCGAUUACGGGAUGUUGAGGGACCUCAUCCGCAACGUCGUGUACACUCCGUACCAACUUUUCCCGAUUCUCGCGCAGGGUCUCGCUCUUCUUCAACAAGGGAACGCCACCGCAUUCUUCGAGUUCGCUAGCACGACGAGCAGCUUCUCUUGCGACUGCGCUAAGUCGACAAACCCUGAGAAUACUAUCGACGCUCUGCUUACCGUGGCCUGCAACGACUCACCGGUGCAAAACUACACUGUGUCAGAAUGGCAGAGUCGGUACGACGCCGCCACGGACGUCAGCGAAUAUGCCGAUGUCUACUUCGGUCUAUCUAUGCGUUGCCAGUCUUGGCCGGUAGCCACUGCCAAUCGGGUCCCAUCACCCAGCUCUAUCGGUGGCAAUACUAGCGUGCCGAUCCUAUUCGUUGGCAAUACCAUCGACCCUGCAACGCCGCAUGCUGGAGCGGUCGCUACGUCUGCACUCUUUCCCGGGUCGGCACUCUUGACGCAGAACUCCACUGGCCACAUCUCCAUGUCUGCAACGUCUAACUGUACCACAUCCGUUGUAGCCAAGUAUUUUGUCGAUGCAUCACUGCCGAAAGACGGUGUUGUUUGCCAGGUGGAAGGCGAGUUCUUCCCCGCCGACACCUCGGCUUGA